Molecule: messenger RNA, 1049 nt
Organism: Macrobrachium nipponense
Lineage: Eukaryota; Metazoa; Arthropoda; Malacostraca; Decapoda; Palaemonidae
Gene: mRpL48
Product: large ribosomal subunit protein mL48-like
Exons: 7
Coding region: 267-809 (180 amino acids)
Cellular component (GO): mitochondrial ribosome
Source: RefSeq, a predicted model, not a curated record
UGAUAACGUGGCUGUAUUGAAGUAUCAUGAGUUAGCACGAUAACGUCUAAUUAUAUCUGUUUAGUUGGCACAUGGAAUAUAGUUGAACUGACAAGAUGUCUUUACGAAUGGUGCUGAACAUUAGCAACUUAGCAAGUUAGCAACUUAGCGAACUGGUACCGACGUGUUUGUGGGAGGAACGAACGAAGGAGGAAGGAAGAAGAGAUCUCGAACUCUGACUCUGGCACCCUCGCUCAUUUAUCUCUUCCGUCUCUCAUUGACUGCGGAUGAUGUUCACUGUAGGGAGAGCAACACCAAGGGUCUCUUGUUUGGCCAGUCGACUCUUGUCUAUUACUCAGCGAUGCAGUUCAAGCCAGUUUGAUCCUCCGUACUUAGAUGUAACAGUAGCCGAAAUUCCUGAAUACCCUCUCCUUAAUGUUCAGAUGAAAAGCCAAGACUUUACUGUAUUAGAGCAUUACUCGAAGUGGGUACACAAAACGGCCCUUAAUAUGGGUAUUGAGGUGGAAGAUGCAUGGGCAACUCCUUCAGAAAAAUUCCGUAUACAAACCUACAAACCUCAGAGUACUCAUUUAGAGUCUGAGUAUAAAGUGCAAAUUUACGAACGAACUAUACAGGCAACAGAUUUGUCUUCAAUAUUAGCACCACUGUUUAUGGAAGUGAUCCAACAUGGUUUACCUGACUGCGUUGAACUUACUGUGCAGGAACAUUUGCCAGAGCAUUCUGAGGUACGUUACAUCCCCGAUUUGGAGUUGAAGGAGCUCAGAGCACAGUUACAUGAUAUGGGUGGACCCUCAAAGUCAAAAAAUUAGUUUUUGUAUAGAUAUAUUUUGAUGCAGAGGGUUGUCAAAACACUUUAACUUUUGUACUGAAAACUUUGUAGAUAUAUGUAUAUUUUUCCCAUUUGUGUUCAGACAUGCAGAUUGGGGCUAUUAAUAACUUUCUUCAUUACUGUUCCCAUUGGUUUAGUUUUAAUGUCAGGCAACACCAGUUAGAAUGUUGUAAACAUUAGGUCUAUACUGUAAUGUUUAAAUAAAUGGCUUAGGCUUUUA